GCAUUUAUGGGAAAUUUGAAAACUCAAUUGUGUAUAUAAUACAUAAAAAUGCAAACAACAUAAAAUACUCAGAAUAUAUCGUACUUGUUGCAAUGUUUAUUAAGUUAAAUGAUUGCCUUCAUACAAAUAUGAAUUUGCGUAAAUAUCUGCAGUCUAUGUAUGACUAAUUAAUUAUACCAGAUCAUAUCCUGAUUAAAGUUAUAUAAUUCAAAUUGUAUCUCGUGGUAUAUGAAAAAAAUAAUUUUGGAGCAAUUUUUGAUAGCAUAUAAUGGUAAUUGAAAGGUAAAGCAAUAUGCAAGAAAAAACGUAAAACUUGACGAAUAAUAAUAUGUAAAUGCUUUAAUGUAAAUUGUGCAAUAAAGAUGAAAAGGAUUAUUGCGUAUCGUUGACUAUAGGAUAUGAGAAAUGUUUUUAUGACAUUAGCGAUUUUAAAUUUUGUAAAGAUAUUAAGGUAUAAAUUAGCGGAAUAAAAUAAAGUAAAAUGUAUAAGUUCAUGUCCAAGCCCAACAAAACAUUUUUUAACUAUAUAAAAUAAUAAUCAUAUUACAAAAUAUAUAUUAUGAACGUGUUACAUAUAUUGUACAGUUUAAUUGAGUAAAGUUUCAUUACAGACGAUUUCUGUGGUUUCAUUAGGUUUCAGCACUGGUAUAAUAUCAGUGGGUUUCAUGCAUUUAAAUAAAAUAAGAAUAAAAGAAUAUAAUUUUAAUGUCAAACUGCUAGAUGGCGUUUUAUAUACGAACAGUAUUCGUACAAGUUUGUAGUUAAGAAGAUCUUUUGUUCUAAUCUAUUUUCUUUAUCUCGAGUUUUUAUAAUAAUCAUUCUUAAGGUACAACUGUUUCUGUAGAUGAGUACUUAAUAAAUUUGUAUAUAAUUCAAGCUAACCUAAGAGUAUAAGGAGAAUAUAAGAAAGUUUAUAUAUCUCUAUGUAAUAAAAUUUAUUUUCAAGAUGAAUCUUUAUAAGAUUUAUCACUUAAUUCAAGAUGUGAGCAAAAACUCUUGUAAAUGUUGUAAGAAUAUAUGUACAAAAAGUAAUUUCAAAAUUUUAAUAAAUAAAAAAUUGUCAAAGACAUAUACUUCAAAUGUAAGUACUAGUCGAUAUAAAGAUAAUUCUUGGUACUCAUUUAUAAAGCAACGAAAAUGGAUUGUUCCUUUUGGAAUGGGAGUAACACUGUUAACAGCAUUACAGUGGAGACAUUUGAAAAAACAUCCAUAUACAACUGAGGACAGUAAUGUGUACGACCCAAUCAAUGUUUUUGUGAUAAAAUGUUAUUAUUUCUUGCCAUUUCGAGUAAUAAGUCGAAUAUGGGGUUGGAUUGCUAGUUUGGAACUGCCAGUUAGUUUAAGACCCACCCUAUAUGGAUUUUAUGCAAAAACUUUUGAUGCCAACUUAGAUGAAAUUGAUAUAGAGUUAUCAGAUUUUCCAAGUCUUGUUGACUUUUUUGUUAGACCGCUCAAAUAUGAUGCAAGACCUAUUGCUCAAACUACAAAUAUAGUUUCACCUGCUGAUGGAAAAGUUUUAUAUUUUGGACCAGUAACUUCAUGUUGUGUACAACAAGUAAAGGGUGUUACUUAUAAUCUUAGACAUUUUUUAGGUGAUAUAAAUACAUUUCAUUCUGAAUGGUCUAAAUUUACUAAAGAAGAAGAUGAUAUUUAUAUAAAAUCUCUCUUAAAAAAUCCAACAAAUCAGCUCUAUCAACUAACAGUUUAUCUUGCUCCAGGGGAUUAUCACAGAUUUCAUAGUCCAACUGACUGGGAAAUAGAAUUUCGUAAACACUUUCAAGGGAAGCUUUUAAGCGUUAAUCCUAAAAUAGCCCAAUAUUUACCAGACUUAUUUUCAUUAAAUGAACGUGUAGUGUAUAUUGGUAAAUGGGCUGGUGGUUUUAUGGCUUAUAGUGCAGUUGGAGCGACAAAUGUAGGUUCUAUAAAAGUUUACUGUGAUAAAGACUUACAUACAAAUGCUCUUAAGUGGCCUGAAGCAAAACGAUGGAAAGAUGCUAGUUUAGGCUGUACACGUUUAAGUAAAGGAGAAUUAUUUGGCGAAUUUAGAAUGGGAUCUACUAUUGUGUUAUUAUUCGAGGCUCCAAAAGAUUUUAAAUUUUGCGUAGAAGUGGGACAAACAAUUAAAGUAGGGCAAGCUUUGAGCGUGUGUACUCCUGAAAUUGAAGAAAAACAAUAUGAACAUUCAUUAUGACAAUUAAUAACGCACGUAGCGCUUGAUUGGAAAUAUAUUUGGAGAGUAGAUACAUAAGUUCUAGAAAUUAAUUUACUGAUAUGGAAAAAAAUGACUUUUUAUGAUAUUACUGUUAUCUCAAAUACACUUCAGUGCAAAUGAUUCUGAAAGAAAAUAUAAUGAGUAUUUUAUAUAUUGCACAGUUUGUUAAAAAUUUAAAUUUUAUGAACCUUUAAUAAAUUCAUAAGCAAAUUGUAACAUAACUAAUAAUCAUUCAUAGUUGCCAUUUAAUAUUUGGAGAAAUUUAGUUUUUAUCAGUGUUGUGUAUAUGUAUAAACAUUUUAAUAACAGUUCCUUGUAUUUUUAAAGUAUUAAUACAUUUAAUGUAAUAUCAUCUAUUAUAUGAUCAUUUAUUUUGUAAAACAUUACAUUCAAUGAUCAUAUUUGCAACUUCAUAAUAUACACUCCCUUAUGUACUAUUUUUAAUUUUGUAAUUGUUGUAAGGAUGAUUUUUCAAGUGAAACUAAUAUUGUAAACAUAAGAAAUUGUCGCAGUUGUACAUCGUAUUAUAAAGAUGAAAGCAAUUGCUAAUGUUUUCUUAACAUCUUUAUAUCGUUUA
This is a messenger RNA of Bombus impatiens (common eastern bumble bee), 2789 nucleotides long. RefSeq names its product phosphatidylserine decarboxylase proenzyme, mitochondrial (gene Pisd). Gene Ontology annotation, molecular function: phosphatidylserine decarboxylase activity. Gene Ontology annotation, biological process: phosphatidylethanolamine biosynthetic process. Gene Ontology annotation, cellular component: mitochondrion. NCBI's taxonomy places the organism in Eukaryota, Metazoa, Arthropoda, Insecta, Hymenoptera, Apidae. The record is from RefSeq and is a predicted model, not a curated record. The transcript is spliced from 6 exons. The coding region runs from base 947 to 2191 and encodes 414 amino acids.